UGGGCGGAGCCAAAGGGAAGGGGCGGGGAUAGGCGGCGGCCCGGUCGGGAUGCUCGUCGGCGGCCGGAGACCAUGGCCCUGCGCAGGCCGCCGCCCCACGACCACGGGAGGCGAGACUGCAAUUCGAAAAAGAAAAGGAAAGAAGCCGAGAUCUACCAGGCGCUGAACAGCGACCCUCCGGACGUGGCUGCCCUAAGGCGCAUGGCCAUCAGCGAAGGGGGCCUCCUGAUGGACGAGAUGCGCUGCAAGGUGUGGCCAAAGCUGCUGAACGUGAACACCGAGGACCUGCCACCUCCACCAGGAAAGGAACUCCGGGAGAACAACAAAGAUUACCAGCAAGUGCUGUUGGACGUGAGGCGAUCCCUUCGCCGUUUCCCUCCAGGGAUGCCGGACGAGCAGAGGGAGGGGCUGCAGGAGGAGCUGAUCGACAGCAUCCUUCAGGUCCUGCAACGCAACCCGCAGCUGCACUACUACCAAGGCUACCACGACAUCGUGGUCACUUUUCUGCUGGUGGUCGGGGAGAGGCUGGCGACGGCCCUGGUGGAGAAGCUUUCGACCCAUCACCUCAGGGAUUUCAUGGACCCAACAAUGGAUAACACCAAGCACAUCUUGAACUAUUUGAUGCCUAUUAUCGACCAGGUGAACCCAGAACUGCACGACUUCAUGCAGAGGGCCGAAGUGGGGACCAUUUUUGCUCUCAGCUGGCUGAUCACCUGGUUUGGACACGUCCUCUGCGACUUCAGACACGUGGUGCGGUUGUACGAUUUCUUCUUGGCGUGCCACCCGCUGAUGCCAAUCUACUUUGCAGCAGUGAUUGUGCUUCACCGGGCCCAGGAGGUCCUAGCCUGCGAGUGUGACAUGGCCUCCGUUCACCACCUCCUCUCCCAGAUCCCGCAGGACCUCCCCUACGAGACCUUGAUCAGCCGGGCAGGAGACCUCUUUGUCCAGUUUCCACCCUCCGAGCUCGCCCGGGAGGCGGCUCAGCAGCAGGCGGAGAGGACGGCUGCUUCCACCUUCAAAGACUUUGAGCUGGCUUCGGCCCAGCAGCGACCGGACACCGUCCUCCGGCAGCGCUUCCGGGACCGGCUGCGGGCGGAGGAGAGGGCCAAGGCGCUCCUGACGACGAAACCGAGGACCAACCGCUUCGUCAAGCUGGCCGUGAUGGGGCUGACGGUGGCGCUGGGGGCAGCGGCCUUGGCGGUGGUGAAGAGCGCGCUGGAGUGGGCCCCCAAGUUCGAACUGCAGAUAUUUCCUUGAGAGUCCAGCGUGG
Molecule: messenger RNA, 1270 nt
Organism: Heteronotia binoei (common prickly gecko)
Lineage: Eukaryota; Metazoa; Chordata; Lepidosauria; Squamata; Gekkonidae
Gene: TBC1D20
Product: TBC1 domain family member 20
Exons: 8
Coding region: 73-1257 (394 amino acids)
Biological process (GO): positive regulation of GTPase activity; endoplasmic reticulum to Golgi vesicle-mediated transport
Cellular component (GO): endoplasmic reticulum membrane
Molecular function (GO): GTPase activator activity
Source: RefSeq, a predicted model, not a curated record